Molecule: messenger RNA, 2178 nt
Organism: Nothobranchius furzeri (turquoise killifish)
Lineage: Eukaryota; Metazoa; Chordata; Actinopteri; Cyprinodontiformes; Nothobranchiidae
Gene: nedd1
Product: NEDD1 gamma-tubulin ring complex targeting factor
Biological process (GO): microtubule nucleation; mitotic cell cycle
Cellular component (GO): spindle pole; pericentriolar material; ciliary basal body
Molecular function (GO): gamma-tubulin binding
Source: RefSeq, a predicted model, not a curated record
GGUUUCCGUAGUGGCGGUUCCUGUUGGACGGAGCGUCAAAUGUCAACAUCUUCAUCUUUUUGAAGGAUUAUUUCUAGCUGCAGCUGCUGCCAUGGAGGAGGCCACAUGUCUGGUGUCCACCGGAGACUGCGUGAAGAUCUGGGAUGCUGUUUCCAUGGCACCACUGGAGCAGUUUAACCCACACAGCAGCAGCCAUCCUGUCGCUCAGGCCUGCUGGAGCUCCAACAACCAGUACCUUGUGAGUGCCAGCAGCAGCGGAGACAAACUGGUGGUUUCUGGACUGAAGUCCAGUCCCGUCCCGGUGGUGGAGCUGGCCGAUGGGAAACAACAGACCCGAGUGUGUCUGAGCUCUUCAUCUCAGUUUCUGGUCAGCGGCGGUCUGGAUCAUUGUGUCCACAUCUGGGACCUAAAGUCCAAGAGGCUUCACCGCUCCCUCAGGGACCAUAAGGAGGAGGUGACCUGUGUGUCGUUUAACGCCAACGACAGCUGCGUCGCUUCUGGAUCCACCAGCGGGGAUCUGGUCCUCCACAGUCUGACCACCAACCUGUCCAGUAGAGCGUUCGGCCACGGACCCAACCAGCCCAUCCAUGACCUGCGGAUGUCCCCAGUGAAGCGCUCUCUGCUGGGCAGUGUCUCUGACAGCGGUACGGUGGUUCUGUGGGACGCCAACACCCAGAAGGAGCUGCACACGUUCGAUGGCUCCCACAAGGCUCCCGGGUCAGGUCUGGUCUUCUCCCCCACCAGUGAACUGCUGGUUGUCAGCGUCGGCCUUGACAAGAAGAUCAUCUUCUACGACACGGCCAGCAGGAUAGUUCUAAGGUCCAUCCGGGUGGACAGUCCUCUGACCUCGGUGGACUUCUCGUUAGAUGGUACCGGUCUGGUGGUUGGUUCUACUCAGGGGAAGGUCUACCACUACGACCUGAGGAACUCCAGCACCCCCACCAAGGUCACCUUAGCCCACAAGACCUCCGUGACUUGCCUGCGCUUCCAGAGCAACACCAGCAGACACAAGUCCGGCAAACUGGGUCCCUCUAAGGUCUCCGGUACAAAAAGGUCCAGCUCCAAGCUGUCCGGCAGCCACACAGACUCCACCCCCAGCUCAGGCCCCGCCUCCCACAGACAGGUGUCAAUUACAGCAGGGGGCGCUGCUGUGGAGGGCGCGAGUCGGGAGGCCGAAGGUCAGCCCACACAGACGUUCAGCAGCGUGGGACGGAACAGUCUGGACAUCUUCUCUCCAGUUCGAGAAGGUUCUGACUCGGGGAACCAGGGGAAGACCGGAGAGACCCUAACUGGACGAACGAACGUAACCAGAGAAGGAGAGGGUCAGCCACUGAUUGGUCGGGGCAGUCUGGACAUCUUCUCCCCGGUCCGAGAAGACCCAGGAACCGGGCCACAGCGUAGAACCCCCCUGGGGAACCAGCUGGCGGCUUCAGCGGGGUGGAGCUACAGCCCGUCGGUCUUCCAGUCCCCGCUGCCAAUCAAAGAGGAGGAGCCAACCACUGCUGGAGCAGUGGAACCAUGUGACCCCAAGAGUCAGGCUGACCUGAGCAGCGGCUCCGGUUUGGACGGGGAACCUCAGACUCUGCCCACAUCAUCCCAACAGACCAAUCAGAAUCAGCCAGCCCCACACUUCACUCCAGAGGCCAGCCUCCGCAGGACCAAUGGCGUUCAGACUCAACCAUGCUAUAGCUCACCUGUCCACAUUGCUCCGCCCACUGUAGCAGGUCCAUCUGUGACACUGUCCCAGAAUGUGGUGGGCGUGGCUGGACAAGGAGGGGCUGCUCCAUUCUCCGCCCUGCAGGUCCACUUCAUCCAGAACAUGAUCCAUGAGACUCUGGAGGAGUUCAGGAACUCGUGCCACCAGGACAUCAUCAACCUGCAGGUGGAGAUGAUCCGACAGUUCUACAUCCAGCUGACGGAGAUCCACGGUCUGAUAGAGAAACAUUCGGUUAACGAGUCUCUGGUGGAGGAGAUCGAGAGGCUUCGGGAGGAGAACCGGCGCCUGCGAGCGAACUUCUGACCGUGAGCCCUCUCAGCCCAGAGCUGAGUCUUGCAGGCUGAAGACUCUGAGUGUUAGCAUCCUGCUGCAGACGCGUUUCUGAAUGAGGCUGCAGCACAAUCUGGACAUUUUUACUCAGAAAUAUUUGUGUGAGAAAAUAAAGACUUGUAUAGAAAGCA